Molecule: messenger RNA, 1074 nt
Organism: Exophiala spinifera
Lineage: Eukaryota; Fungi; Ascomycota; Eurotiomycetes; Chaetothyriales; Herpotrichiellaceae
Exons: 2
Coding region: 1-1074 (357 amino acids)
Biological process (GO): regulation of DNA-templated transcription
Molecular function (GO): DNA-binding transcription factor activity
Source: RefSeq, a predicted model, not a curated record
AUGAGCCGCAGUAAUCACGACGUGGUGCGAGAUAUCGGCGCGUAUCCACCGGGUGACAGGGAGACUCGCAAGCACAUUCGUACCAUCACAGAACAUCGACGGGAACAGAACAGGCGAGCACAGAGGGCAUUCCGCGAACGACGAAGAGCGAAGAAGCAAUUCUUAAAGUCGAAACCACAAACACCACGAUACCUUGCGCCGCGCGUACCUGACGACGCCGCCGUGGUGUCCGGUGCCGUGAAGUAUUCCGAGGCUGUAAAUGUCCCAAACUGGGCCGGGCACACGAGUGCGUCCAGCACAGAGACCGCCCCACCGAGCGCCUCUAGUCAUGUAUUCUCAGAUACGUUGAAUCUUCGAGAUCAGAGACACCCACGGUCAGAUCCAACGCCUCAGAUGACCUUCACCUUCUCGUCUCCACAGACGCUACUCCCGGCCCAUGAGUCGCUCAUCCCACAACGACGCACGCCCACGUCAGAGCUACAGGCCUAUUUCAGAGCCACGAACCGCCCCGGACAUACCCUCUGGCCACAAGGAGUUCCUGCCACGCUAGCAGCGUGUCUAUUCAACGCGGCCGCUCUGGGUAUCGAUAUCGACAGGGUCGGAGAUCCGAAGUACAUGUCUCCCUUCUACCGGCCUUCGUUCUCAGCAACGCCUUCAUCGUCGUUGGUAGUACAGCCAACGACCACCGACGAAAGCUCAACCCCAACCUCAACGUUGCAACUCCCUGAACCCCGGUCUCUACGACCGUGUUUCGCCCAAGUUAUAUUCCCCCACCACGCCUGUCUAGAUUUGUUGCCCUUGCCGAAGCUGAGGGAGGCGGCUGUAAUGUUGGUGGUCCGCGCUCAGCAGGAAGGCAAGUGCGUGGGAUCCUCCGCCAAUGACGAAGUCCAGGAGUUGAAAAAGGAUGUCUACGUUUGUCAGGGCGUCAGGUUUCGCGGGACAGGGGACCUGCGAAGUGACGAGUACCUAUUGCCCGAUGAGAGUGCAGGACACUGUGGCAAUCCUUGGGAAGGAGGAAGUUGGGCUGUGGCAUCUUGGUUUGCGAUCAAGUGGAAGUGCCUGAUAGACCUUUGA